UGGGGACCUGCCUUAUGCCUAUGAGCUUUCUGUAACCAUUGUAAUCAAUCUCAAAGCCGUCCAAACAUGAGUAAUUAUGCACCAAGUGAAAACCCCUUUGCGUCUUCUCAUUCGUUGGACGCGAACCCGUUCGAGGAUCCGCAACCCCCUCAGCCCAAUGCCAAUGCACAACUGGAUGAGCUCAGCAGACGUGAAAGAGAUCUCGAGCGGCGCGAACAGGAUCUCAAUGCGAGAGCCGACCACAUAAAGCGUCAUGGCAGGAAAAACUGGCCACCAUUCUAUCCUCUCAUCUAUCAUGAAAUAUCAGAAGAAAUCCCAGAGGCAUCGCGGCCACUAAUCACUCGCCUUUACCAGCUCUGGCUCGUACUUUUUGCGACGCUCAUCAUCAACGUGGUGGCAUGUAUAUUCCUCCUGGCAGCGGGCACCAGCAACGGGGGCGGGGACCUUGGUGGAAGCAUAGGUUACUUGAUAUUUAUCGGACCCCUCUCGUUCUUGCUGUGGUAUAGGCCUAUAUACAAUGGCUAUAUGAAGGAACAAGCACUGUACUAUUAUUUCUACUUCUUCUUCGGAGGAUUUCACCUCGUUUUCAGUAUCUACAUGAUCAUUGGGAUUCCGAGCACUGGUUCUGCAGGAUUGAUACAAACCAUCCAAAUGUACAGUGCUAGCCAUUGGGCAGCUGCUGUCCUGGGCACCAUCGCCACAGUCGGUUGGAUCAUUCAGGGCGUGGGAAACGCCUUCUACUUUCGCCAGAUUUGGUCUCACCAUACAGCUGUCGGACAUACGAUGGACAAGGCUAAAACUGAGCUGGCCACGCACGGAGCGAAGGCAUACUUCACGCGAGGCUGAUGGACUUUUACUUACUUACCUGACACCCUACUAUACCUUUAUCACUGGGCGUAUGUAGGUGGAUUGUUGUAUGUCAUCGAU
This is a messenger RNA of Coniophora puteana RWD-64-598 SS2, 927 nucleotides long. Its product is annotated as scamp-domain-containing protein. The coding region runs from base 67 to 846 and encodes 259 amino acids. Gene Ontology annotation, cellular component: recycling endosome membrane; trans-Golgi network membrane. Lineage: Eukaryota; Fungi; Basidiomycota; Agaricomycetes; Boletales; Coniophoraceae. The transcript is spliced from 10 exons. The record is from RefSeq and is a predicted model, not a curated record. Gene Ontology annotation, biological process: protein transport.